AUGCCUACCCUUCGCAUAGCCAUCCUCGAGUGUGAUACACCGCUAGACAAGGUACUCAACAAAUACGGCAGCUACGGCGAUAUCUUUACUGCACUCUUGAAACAAGCCGGUCAAGAAUUGACGGAGAGUGGAGAAGAAGUGCAGGUGGAAUGCACGAGUUAUGAUGUCGUCGACAAGCAAGAGUAUCCCGAGGACUUGGACAAGGUAGAUGCUGUGUUGAUGACGGGAAGCAGUAAANNAUACAACUCCUUCGACAAUGACCCCUGGAUCCUAAAAUUGGUCGACUUUACAAAACAGAUCCUCGCCUCUGGCUCCCGUAUCCGUGUCUUGGGCAUUUGCUUCGGCCACCAAAUCGUCGGACGCUCUCUAGGUGCCAAAGUGGCUCGCGGCACCCACGGCUGGGAAGUCAGCGUCACACCUCUUGAACUCACCUCCCAAGGCAAAGAAAUCUUCGGCGUUGACUCUUUGAGUAUACACCAAAUGCAUCAAGAUAUGGUAUAUUCAUACCCAGAAGGGGUUCUUCCAUUGGCACACACGGAUCGCUGUGAAAAUCAGGGUAUGUAUGCCAAGGGACGCUUGAUCUCUGUGCAAGGACACCCAGAGUUCAACAGGGAAAUGGUGACGCAUAUCUUGACGGCGAGACAUGAUGCCGGUGUUUUCAAUGACGAGAUUUACGAAGAUGGCAUCAAGAGGGUGGGAGAGACUCAUGGAGGCGCCGUGAUUGCAAAGGCGUUUUUGCAGUUUUUGAUGCAAUGA
This is a messenger RNA of Aureobasidium uvarum, 756 nucleotides long. NCBI's taxonomy places the organism in Eukaryota, Fungi, Ascomycota, Dothideomycetes, Dothideales, Saccotheciaceae. The record is from the annotation of a GenBank genome assembly.